This is a messenger RNA of Schistocerca serialis cubense, 1341 nucleotides long. Its product is annotated as secretin receptor-like. Gene Ontology annotation, molecular function: G protein-coupled peptide receptor activity; peptide hormone binding. Gene Ontology annotation, biological process: cell surface receptor signaling pathway; adenylate cyclase-modulating G protein-coupled receptor signaling pathway. The coding region runs from base 1 to 1341 and encodes 446 amino acids. The transcript has 11 exons. NCBI's taxonomy places the organism in Eukaryota, Metazoa, Arthropoda, Insecta, Orthoptera, Acrididae. Gene Ontology annotation, cellular component: plasma membrane. The record is from RefSeq and is a predicted model, not a curated record.
AUGGGAGCAGCAGCAACAGCAGGAGAGGCAUCCGCCGGCCGGUGUGGGGUGGAGUGGGACGGCAUCGCCUGCUGGGGCCCGGCGAAGGCGGGGGCGCUGGCGAGGCAGCCCUGCCCCUCCUACGUGGUCGGCUUCCGCGCCCAGGUGAGGGACUACCUGCUGCACAACACAGACGCGAACAAUAUUUGUGUAACUGCAUGCUUCGAGGAGUACGCCAGUAAGCUGUGUACCUGGUCAGGUACGUGGUACCGCAACGAGCAGAACGCCACGUGGGCCAACUACACGCUGUGUGGUGCAGUCACCAGCGACCAGCCGCCAGAGGAUGCGUCCCUGUACGAGCGCUGGCUGCCCCUGGUGAAGGCGGCCUCUCAAGUGGGGUACGCCGUCUCGCUGGUCGCGCUGCUCUUUGCCGUGGGGGCGCUGUCCGCCACCAGGCGGCUUCGCUGCCCGCGAUACCGGCUGUACAUGCACCUCUUCGCCUCCUUCAUCUUCCGCUCCCUGAUGGGGCUGCUCAAGGACGCGCUCUUCGUCGAUGGCGUCGGUCUCGCGUCAGACGUCGCCUACAACGAAGAUGGACACAUUGUCUUCCUUACUAACAGCAGCCACUGGCGCUGCAAGCUGGUGACGAGCCUGUGGCAGCUGUCGAUCGCGGCCAACUUCUCGUGGAUCCUGGCGCAGGGCCUCUACCUGCACAACCUGGUGGUGUUCGCGCUGCCCGCCCACGCCGGGCGCGUCGCCAGCUACGUCGCUCUGGGCUGGGGAGCGCCUAUGGUGGUGGUGGCGACGUGGGCCGUAGCCCGCCUGGAGCUGGAGGACACCCUGUGCUGGACCACCAACCAGCAGUCGCGCGUCUUCCUGCUGCUGCAGCUGCCCAUGGCCUGCUCCGUGCUGGUGAGCUUCGCGCUGUUCCUCAACCUGGUGCGCAUGCUGCUGCUCAAAGUGCGCGCUUCGGCUACGCUGCAGCGGCGGAGGGCGCGUUACAUGCGUCUGGCGCGCUCGACGCUGGUGCUGGUGCCCCUGUUCGGGGCGCACUACGCCUUGCUGCUGGGGCUUUCGUACAGCGAAGACCGACGCGUGGAAAUAACGUGGCUCUUCGCCGACCAGCUCUUCGCCUCCUUCCAGGGCCUGCUGGUGGCGGUCCUGUACUGCCUGCUGAACGGCGAGGUUCGCGCUGAGGUGUCCCGCAGCUGGAUGUCGUGGCGACAGCAGCGCCUCACACGGGCUCAGCUGGCUGCGGCCGCCGCCCACGAGCCCUUCAAGAUCUUCGGCUCGCGGCGCGGCUCGGCUCUCACCGUCAUAUCCCGGCUGCGGACGCUGUCCGGCUCUGAGGACGAACGCUGA